AUGUUUUGCAUUUUAAAAGAAAUACGUUGUCCUAAUUGUACAAAAAUUAAUCAUAUCAUAUCCAAUCGAUUCGUAUCUUCUACAACAACAAAUACACCUUCAAAUGCUACACCAUCACAAACAAUAGCUACAGUCGAUACCAAUGUCUCACGUUUACCGGCCGAUGUUUAUCGUGUUUUCAAAGGUUUACCGCCAUUAGAACUGCUUGAGCGAAAUUUUACACGUGAAAAACUUCGUUCAGUCUAUGGACGUUAUGGAAAGAAAAGUGGUAUUGAUGUCAAAUUAUCUUGGCCAACUCAAGAAGAAAUGGAUGAAAUAAUUCAAGAUGAAAAAUUAUAUAAUAUGGAAUUGAAAGAAAAAAUUCGGAUCGUUAAAGAACGAAAAGAAGCAAAACAAAAAGAAAUUGAUCAAAUUCAAGCUAAAGUUGAAAAGAAUUUAAAAAAUAUGCCGAAAAUGAUAGCGGAUUAUCAAACACGAGCUGCUCAGAAAGAAUUAGCAAUGAAAGCUGAAAGCAAAGUCAAAAGUGAUUUAGCACGAGAUUACUAUGGAUUUGCUGUUGAUCCAAAUGAUGAGAGAAUGCAAAUGAUGUUAUUACAAAUUGAAGAAAAACAAAAACUUGAAGAGAAAAAACAACGUAAAGUAUUGAAAACGCAACAAGCAGCACAAAAAUUACAAGAACUAAUGGGUGUCAGUGGUGAACCGAAAGAAAUAUCAUCUGCAGCUGAGGGUGAAACGCCUACAUCGGCAAUAGAUACAAAAGAACAAGAAACAGACAUGAAAUUAUUUGCACAAUUAUUGCAACAAAAAUCAAAAUUAGCUAAAGCGGCAUCAAAAAUGGCCGAUGAACAAGUAGCGACCGCCACAGGAGCAAAAGGAAAAAAGAAAUAG
This is a messenger RNA of Didymodactylos carnosus, 888 nucleotides long. The record is from the annotation of a GenBank genome assembly. NCBI's taxonomy places the organism in Eukaryota, Metazoa, Rotifera, Eurotatoria, Philodinida, Philodinidae.